This is a messenger RNA of Tetrapisispora phaffii CBS 4417, 3291 nucleotides long. It is a transcript of the gene POL3, whose product is annotated as DNA-directed DNA polymerase delta POL3. The transcript has a single exon. The coding region runs from base 1 to 3291 and encodes 1096 amino acids. Lineage: Eukaryota; Fungi; Ascomycota; Saccharomycetes; Saccharomycetales; Saccharomycetaceae. The record is from RefSeq and is a predicted model, not a curated record. Gene Ontology annotation, molecular function: nucleotide binding; DNA binding; 3'-5'-DNA exonuclease activity. Gene Ontology annotation, biological process: DNA-templated DNA replication; nucleotide-excision repair, DNA gap filling; base-excision repair, gap-filling. Gene Ontology annotation, cellular component: delta DNA polymerase complex.
AUGAGUUCUCUAAAACGUCCUGGUGAAGAAGAGGAAAGUGAAUUGCAGGUUGCUGUUCAUGACAAGAAGAUAAAACUGCAAUCCCAUGAUCAUGGUGUCGGAAGUGAGCCUGUCUCUACAAUUGAAAUUAUUCCAUCGGAUAGAUUCAGGAAAGUAAAAGAACAAGGUUUUAAAGCGAAGGAUGCUGAUCUUCAUGGGACACAGAUGGAAUCGGCAUUCGAGAAAGAACUGCUAGAGAUGGAACAUGAGGCAGCUAUCGUGGACGAACAAGCGUCGAUAGAUACUUAUGGGAGAGAACCAGUUGCGAGUGAUUUUUCGCCUGAUACGCAUGACAUCUCUUUCCAACAAUUAGAUUGUGAUCAAACUAUGUUGAGUGGAUCCACUGACGAGAAUACACCGUUUAUUGUAAGGUUUUUUGGUGUCACUCAAGAAGGACACUCGAUAUUGUGCAAUGUCACAGGUUUCAAACAUUAUUUAUACGUUCCAUCCCCAAUUGCUCAAGAACAAACUGAUAAACAAGAUCUGGAUGGGUUUGUCAAAUAUAUAAAUGAGCAAUUAGAUAACUGUGUAGACUCGAUUGAGAUAACACAAAGGCAAUCUAUUUGGGGUUAUUCUGGUGAUACAAAAUUACCGUUUUGGAAAGUCUACUUGAAGAAUCCACAUAUGAUAAAUAAAUUAAGAACUUCCUUCGAGAAAGGGUAUUUCACUUAUAAAUCGUGGUUUUCAAACGGUACAACUACUUAUGAUAAUAUAGCAUAUACACUUCGUUUGAUGAUUGACUGUGGAAUUGUCGGGAUGUCAUGGAUAACGUUACCAAAAUCUAAAUACAAAUUGAUCACAGAACAGAAUAAGAUUUCGAACUGUCAGCUGGAAGUUUCUAUAAAUUACCGUGACUUAAUCUCGCAUCCAGCUGAAGGUGAUUGGUCCCAUUCAGCUCCUCUGCGUAUAUUGUCUUUUGAUAUUGAGUGUGCUGGUAGAAUAGGUGUUUUCCCAGAACCAGAGCAUGAUUCAGUUAUCCAAAUUGCAAAUGUGGUAAGUAUUGCGGGUGCAAAAAGACCGUUCAUUCGUAAUGUAUUUACUGUAGAUACUUGUUCACCGAUUACUGGUUCCCAUAUUUUCUCUCAUGAGAAAGAGGAGGAUAUGUUACGUCAAUGGCGUGAAUUCGUCGUUAAGGCAGAUCCAGAUGUCAUUAUUGGUUACAAUACAUCGAAUUUCGAUUUGCCCUAUUUAAUUGAUAGGGCUAAGGCAUUAAAAGUAAACGAGUUCCCAUAUUUUGGAAGACUUGUAAAUGUUAACCAGGAAGUUAAAGAGUCUACAUUUUCGUCAAAAGCAUACGGUACCAGAUCUUCAAAGAAUGUCAAUAUAGAUGGUAGGUUGCAACUUGAUUUGCUUCAAUUUGUUCAGCGUGAAUAUAAAUUAAGAUCAUAUACAUUGAAUGCAGUAUCGGCUCAUUUCUUAGGUGAGCAGAAGGAAGAUGUUCAUUACAGUAUUAUUACUGAUUUACAGAAUGGUGAUAGUGAAACCAGAAGAAGAUUAGCAGUUUAUUGUCUGAAGGAUGCAUACUUGCCACUAAGAUUACUUGAAAACUUGAUGGCAUUGGUUAAUUAUACCGAAAUGUCUAGAGUAACAGGUGUUCCUUUUUCCUACCUAUUGUCUCGUGGUCAACAAAUUAAAGUUGUUUCGCAAUUAUUCAGAAAAUGUUUAGAGAUCGACACAUUGAUACCUAACAUGGGUAGUCAGGGUUCUGAUGAACAAUAUGAAGGUGCUACUGUUAUUGAACCUAUUCGUGGUUAUUAUGAUUUACCUAUUGCAACCUUAGAUUUCAACUCUUUAUACCCCAGUAUUAUGAUGGCUCAUAAUCUGUGUUAUACCACACUUUGUAAUAGAGAGACCGUACAGAGGUUGGAUUUAAAGCUGAAUGAAGACUAUAUAAUAACCCCGAAUAAUGAUUAUUUUGUCACCACCAAAAAGAGACAUGGUAUCUUACCAAUUAUUUUAAAUGAAUUGAUCAGUGCAAGAAAACGUGCGAAAAAUGAUUUAAAGAAUGAGAAAGAUCCAUUUAAAAGAGAUGUGUUGAAUGGUAGACAAUUAGCAUUAAAAAUUUCUGCUAACUCUGUUUAUGGUUUCACUGGUGCUACCGUUGGUAAACUGCCUUGUUUGGCCAUUUCAUCGUCAGUUACAGCAUUUGGUAGAGAUAUGAUUAUGACUACAAAAAAUGCUGUCCAGGAAAAGUACUCCAUUAAAAAUGGGUACAAGAAUGAUGCAGUCGUUGUUUAUGGUGAUACAGAUUCUGUUAUGGUGAAGUUUGGUACCUCAGACUUAGGAGAAGCGAUGGAAUUGGGAACAGAAGCUGCUGCUUAUGUUUCUUCUUUAUUUAAAGAUCCAAUUAACCUAGAAUUCGAAAAAGCCUACUUUCCAUAUUUACUGAUUAAUAAGAAAAGAUAUGCUGGUUUAUAUUGGACUAAAACAGAAAAGUAUGACAAAUUAGAUCAAAAGGGUCUAGCUUCGGUACGUCGUGAUUCCUGCCCGCUGGUCUCCAUUGUGAUGAAUAAGGUAUUGAAGAUGAUAUUGAUUGAAAGAAAUGUUGACGGUGCUCUUGCUUAUAUCAAGUCAGUUAUUGAUGAACUAUUGCACAAUAAAGCAGAUAUUUCUAAAUUAAUUAUCUCUAAAACAUUAGCGCCAAAUUAUACCAAUCCUCAGCCACAUCAAGUCUUAACAGAAAGAAUGAAGAGAAGAGAUGGUGUUGGUCCAAACGUAGGUGACCGUGUCGAUUACAUCAUUAUUGGUGGUAAUGAUAAACUAUAUAACAGAGCUGAAGAUCCAUUAUAUGCUCUAGAGCAUAAUAUUCAAGUUGAUUCAAGAUAUUACUUGACUAAUCAAUUACAAAAUCCUAUUAUCAGUAUUAUUGCACCAAUCAUUGGCGAAAAACAAGCCAAUUCUAUGUUUGUUGUGAAGUCAAUCAAAAUUAACACAGGUACUAUGAAAGGUGGGUUGAUGGGGUUCAUGAAGAAGGUUGAAGUUUGUAGAUAUUGUAAAGGUCCAUUGACUAAAGGAGAAAGCCCAUUGUGUUCUAAUUGUAAAGAAAGGUCUGGUGAACUGUAUAUGAAGACUUUGUAUGAAGUCAGAGACUUACAAGAAAAAUUUGCUAGGGUAUGGACUCAAUGCCAGCGUUGUGCUGGUACGUUACAUAACGAAGUGUUAUGUUCAAAUAAAAAUUGUGACAUCUUUUAUAUGCGUGUCAAGGUUAAAAAAGAACUACAAGAGAAAGUUGAACAAUUGAAUAAAUGGUGA